AUAUAAAUACUAUGAUGAUUUCAGAACAAUCGUCAUCCAGACUUCUAUAUAUACAUAGAGUGAUUUCGCACUUAGCGAUUAUUUAGUUAAAUGAUGGAUAAGAAAAUAUUGCUUCUGCUACUGCUUGUAUUUCUUCUCGUAAUCGAGUUGGGCGAUGCGGGAAGACGCAGACGCUGGAUUACACGGCGACGUUGGAGUUCACGGCGACGUUGGCUUACUGGGCGCAGACGUCGUUGGUUCGGCAGGAGAAGGAAGACGUUGGGGUGAAAAACCAGAGGAAGGAACAGAGGAAAACCAAGAUGAAGACGAACAACUUGAAGACUUGGACAAUGAAGAGAUGUUGGGAAGUAUGAAUGACGAAAACCAAGAACUUGAAACAGAGUACAUGUACUUGUAAUGGUUGCGUUUGGAAAAUAACAAAGACAACUUUGAGUCGUUUAGGCACAGAAUAUAUAUAUAUAAACCUCUGUCGUAUAAUAUUGGGCAAAUUUAUAAGCGACAAACAGUAUAUAUCACCACUGUUGAAACUAAAGCGUGGUGAUCGCAAAACUUUUUGGAUAUAUACUUUGAAUAUUUAAUCCACAAUAUAAACCCUAUAAUAUCACGAAGGUAUAUUUGACAACAUAGUUAAAAAAAACACCGAAA
Molecule: messenger RNA, 645 nt
Organism: Ciona intestinalis (vase tunicate)
Lineage: Eukaryota; Metazoa; Chordata; Ascidiacea; Phlebobranchia; Cionidae
Source: RefSeq, a predicted model, not a curated record